Messenger RNA from Macrosiphum euphorbiae (potato aphid), 834 nucleotides. The record is from the annotation of a GenBank genome assembly. NCBI's taxonomy places the organism in Eukaryota, Metazoa, Arthropoda, Insecta, Hemiptera, Aphididae.
AUGUGUCAUGAAGCGGGAUCUAAACAUGAUACUCUGGUUCUUCAUACAGAGAUACGCUGGUUGUCGAAAGGUAAAGUCCUGCAGAGGUUUUAUGAGCUUAAAAACGAGCUGUCAAAUCUCUUUAGCACUGAAAAACCAGACUUUGUUGCGUAUUUGAACGAUACAGAGUGGUGUGCCAAAGUAGCUUACUUGGCUGAUAUAUUUUAUCAUUUAAACUGCUUAAAUGAAAGUAUGCAAGGAAAAGAAGAAAAUGUCCUGACCUCAAGUGAUAAAUUGAAAGGGUUCUUAAAGAAACUACAAGUUUGGAAACGGCAUGUAGAAAAUAAAAGUUUAAAGAUGUUUCCUUUAACUUUUGAUAUAGAUCCUCAGGGGGACAUAACCACUCAACUAGUUUUAAAUCACCUUACAGAUCUUGAGGACAGCAUGGCACAGUAUUUUCCCCAUAUCUCAGUUGACAAGUAUAACUGGGUGCGCAAUCCUUACGCUACUUCGUUAGAAUCAACAGCUGACCUAUCUUUUGAGAAAGAAGAACAGCUGGCAGAAAUUCAGGAGGAUAGAACACUACGAAUGAAAUAUAAUGAAUCACCACUAAUUAGAUUUUGGAUGUAUGCAAAGACAGAAUAUCCAGUAAUAGCAGAUGAAGCAAUCAACAUUUUGUUACACUUUUCAACCACCUACUUGUGCGAGUUAGGCUUUUCAGCACUUACAAACAUAAAAAACAAAAAACGGGAGAGGCUUCUUUCCGUUGAUCAGGAAAUGCGUGUCUGCUUGUCUUCAAUUCGACCACGUAUUGAACUUUUGUGUACGAAACGACAAGCUCAAGUUUCUCACUAG